AUGCUCGUGGAGUUUGAUGAAAGCAAAGGAAGGGCUCUCUUUGUGUCGCAUCAGUGGCUUAGCGAGGCUCAUCCCGACCCCGACAGUCAACAGCUGAAGGUCUUACAAGAUGCGCUCACAAAUCUGCUCUCAGGGCACAGUCGGAUCUCCACUGCUGUCUUCACCGAGCUGCUGCACGGGCGAGUUCCUGUACCCUCGGCGGCAGACCUGAAGGAGCAGCUGCUCUUUGUGUGGUAUGACUUCUUCUCUUGCCCACAGGGCAACAGCCCGGAUUCGACCAACAACCAGCGCAACGCCAUCAACAGCAUCCCGCACUACGUUGCCAAGAGCCAGUACUUCAUCAUCUUGACCCCUGCUGUGAGGCACCACACGCUGGGCCACGUGCUCUCGCAAUGGACUUGGGCUCAGCGGGGUUGGUGCCUGGCCGAGCGAAUGGCUCGCGAGCUGACACCCUCCAGGGGUCUCGUCAUCGUGGUCGAGGGCGCCACGCACCUGACGCUGCUGCCAGGAAUCACCAGCAUCCUGUACUCGCCAGGAGAGGGUAGCUUCACUCUGGAGGAGGACCGGGAGAAGGUUGCUGGCAUCGCCGUCCAGCUGGUGUGGAGCAGGAUGCAGCACUACCUCGCGGAAGGCGACCUUCACAACUACAGGUUCCUCCUGAACCAGCAGGUCCUCCGCCUCAAGGACCUCCCGGUGCUGCCCAUUGAAGUCCACGUCCCCGGCAUGGCUGUGGAUGUGGACCCCUUUGAAGACCCGGCGGCCUUCAUGCUGGCAAGGUUCAUGCACUUGAACGGCUUCAGCAGCGUCACGGAGGGCGACGAGGCAGGCUGGCCGCCGAUGUGCUAUGCUGCCAUCAAUGGCAAUCCAUCGCUGGUAACAUCACUGCUGCGGCUGCGCGCGGACGUCAACGACAGGACACGGCGACCGAAGCCCGAGGCACACCUCCCACGAGGCAUUCCGGCCCUGUGCCUAUGCGCUUGUUUCCGGAACAACGAGGCGAUGCAGAUACUCCUCUCUGCCCGCGCCGAGCUGAAUGCAAAAGAUGGCUACUCGCAAACGGCCCUGCACUGGGCAUGCCUAUCCAACAACGCAGAAGCCGUUCGGAUGCUCUUGAUCGCGGGCAUCGACCACACCCUUUUGUCGUCGCCGGCCGUGACCGCCUUCCAGGUGGCAUGUGCCUAUGGUGCUACGGAGGCCAUCCGGGAGAUUUUGGAGCAUGCUCCCACACAGCCUUUGCAGUAUGGUCUGCACUUCGCCUUCAUGAUGAGUCAGAACUCGCCGGAGCUGGUGUCCUUGCUUAUCAAGGCAAAAGCCGACAUCAACGAGCAGUUCUACAUCCGCAGGUCCGAAAAGUUUGGGCUUUGGGCCAGUAUCUGCUAUGGCAGUUUGAGGCACCGGGUCAGUUCCCCAACGCGCUUCAGUACUUUGGCCUACCACCACCAUGGCGCCACCCCCAUGAUGUGCAGCAUCAUCUGUGGCGCCUUCGAGAUCACGCACCUGCUGCUCUCAGCCGGGGCUCGCACAGACCUGCGGAACGGGCGCGGGCGUGUGGCAGCGGACCUGGCCAUGGAGGUGCAACAGGGGGAAACUGUUGGCGAUGCUGCCUGA
This is a messenger RNA of Symbiodinium natans, 1608 nucleotides long. Lineage: Eukaryota; Dinophyceae; Suessiales; Symbiodiniaceae. The record is from the annotation of a GenBank genome assembly.